Vespula vulgaris is the source of this 4449-nucleotide messenger RNA. RefSeq lists its product as uncharacterized. The record is from RefSeq and is a predicted model, not a curated record. The transcript has 3 exons. Bases 1315 to 3642 code for a protein of 775 amino acids. Gene Ontology annotation, cellular component: extracellular region. Gene Ontology annotation, molecular function: cytokine activity; growth factor activity. Gene Ontology annotation, biological process: SMAD protein signal transduction; BMP signaling pathway. Lineage: Eukaryota; Metazoa; Arthropoda; Insecta; Hymenoptera; Vespidae.
CCCAAUGAGGAUAUAUACAUGCACACGCAAUACAGCACACAGUCGACAGCCGGCAGUCGUAGGAAACGGGCCGUGCUCUCCUUCCUCCUCCGUCCUCUGAGGUAGUGAGGAAGAGAGAAAGGAAAAGAAGAGAGAUAUAAAGAGAGAGACAGAAAGAGAAAGAGAAAAAGAGUAGUAGUAAUACUUGUCUCUCGAACGUAUCGAAGAGUUUAGCCGGUCUCGCGUCUUAUUGUCGUUUUCUUCCAUCGAGGAAGAAGCUGAGAUCGCGUGCGAGAUAUACAUCAUAGAAAGUAAAAGAGAACGAGAGAAAAAAAAAAUAUAUAUAUAUAUAUAUACAUGUAUGUAUAUAUAUUAUAUAUACAUACAAUACGUAUAUAUAAAAGGAAGAUUUCAUUGUGAAAAGAAGUAUAAUAAUCGUCUUCGAAGAUAUUCCGACACAAGAUUUUCGUCGAUCAUUUUACAUCUAUCGUUUGCUAUUCUUUUGACUUUCUUUUUUCUUUUCCCAUCCUUGUUUUUAUCUUUCGAUUUUGUUAUCUUUAUCUUUUAAUUAACCAUGAACGUUUUGGUGUCGUCCGUGUUGUACACCUCUCGUGGCAAACCACGGGAGUUAGGGUACAAGAUAAACGAUCGAAUUUCUACGAAGGAUUAUCAUCGUUGCAGAAGAAGAUAAGGAAAAGGGAAAUUGUUUUACCUGUUUGAUAUAACAGGAACGUUGAACAAUACGUUUAACUUAUUCGAUCCUUUUCUAUUUUGCUUUGAUUCCCAGUUUCUUUCUUUUUUUUUUUCGUUCUUUUUCUCUUUCUUUUCUUUCUCUCUUCCAUUCUAUUUUUCUUCCUCUUCUUCUUCUACUCUUUUUUUCAACGAGAGUUUUAGAAGUGCGACACUCUCGAUUUUUCGAAGGGUUGGUGUGUUGUGUGUGAUUAUUAUGUAAAGUUUGCUGCGUUUGUGGUGAGCAAUCGUUGCCGCCGCUGCUGCUACGACAUAGACGGAAUUAGGAAGAAAGUGAAAAGAACGUGUGUCAAGAUAAAACGUAACGUUUGAAGCAAUCGAAAGACUUUAAAAAAAAAAUAUAUAUAUAUAUAUAGAGAGAGAGAGGGAUCGAGAUAGAGAUAGAGAAGAAGUGUCUUGAUCGUUCUAGAUCAAAGGAACGAUCGAAAUAAGCAAAAAAAAAGAAAAGGAAAAGAUAAGAAAAAAAAAAGAAAAGAAAAAAGGGGGAGUGCGAAGAUCCGCGUAGAACCGCGUUGAGUUCUCUCUUUGCAGAGAGCAGCCGAGUGAAUUAAGGCCCGGACAGGCCACGAGCUCGCGUUCCUGGCUAUGGGCAAGCUCUCAAUAAUCAUUCGAAGUGGUACUCGUGAAAACGACCGAGAAGAGCCGGCAAAGCAAGAGCAACAACAGCAAAAUCAACAACAGCAAAGCCAAUACCAAUACCAAUACCAAUACCAAUAUCAGCAACACCAAAAGCAACAUAAUCAACAAUAUAAUCGGUACCAAAAGGAUAAACAAAGUUCUUGUCGUAAUAACACCAAAGUUAUCAUAUCAUGCUGUGCCGACUCUUCUUCAGCUGCUAAUAGUAGCUUGCUUGAUGUUUGCGAAGAAGUUGGAAAGGUGAGAUCCGGUACUCGAGGACAACCACCACUACCACGUGCUGUUUAUUCUCCAAAGACCGACGACCAUCGUAACGAGACCACAACCUCUUUAUUUUCCUCAUUUUCCUUUUGUGCUACGAUAGAAAACGAUAAUAGUGUUGCUAAUAGAGAACGCAAAGAACUGGGUGAGGUGUUUCUCGGUGGUGAAAACUUUAGAAAAAUUUCUUCUUCGUCUUCGUCGUCUUCGUCCUCCAUUUCUUUAUCAAGGAGAUCAACAAGAAUUUUAUCUGGAAGUAUUAUCCUUGCUCUACUCGUGAUGAGCGUUUUGUACGAGCCUACACUUGGUGUACCAGCACCAGCAGCAUCAUCUUCUUCUUCUUCUUCUUCUUCUUCUUCUUCUUCUUCCUCUUCCUCCUCGUCUUCUUCUUCUUCUUCAUCAUCAUCUUCUUCAUCUUCUUAUGAGCUUCAACAGCAGGUGGAAACCAACUUGAGAUUCCACGAAUUCGAAGAGAACUACGAGGAUGAGGUAUACGAGCCAACGGCUACGGCUACGCCAACUAGUGCUGGUCAUUCUUCGAGGAACGUGCUCGGCGACGAAGAGCUCGAAAUUAUCAGAAGGAGCAUCGUUGAAAGCCUCGGGCUUCAGAGGAUACCCGAUCCUUCUAAGGCUAACAUAAGCCAGACGGAAUACGAGAGGGCGCACAGAGAGUACCUGAAGAAAGUGCAGCUGUCGCAGCAUCAUGGACCACCGCAGGAGUCGAGAAAGCGAAGAAGACUUCACGUGUUUCAUGGCGCAGAGCAUUUUGGAAAUAGGACGAGACGAGAGACGAUGGAAGCAAAAUCAGAAUCAGAAGGAGAAGAAGAAGAAGAAGUAGCAGCAGAAGAAGAAGAAAUAGAAGAAGUCAAAGAAAAGGAAGAAUACGAUGAGGAAAUAGAAAAAAAACAAGAUGAAGAAAAAGAAAAAGAAGAAGAAGAAGAAGAAGAAGAAGAAGAAGAAGACGAUGAAGUAGAAAAAGAAGGACAAAAGGAAAAAGAAAAAGAUGGCGAGAUUCUUCAACGAUUGUUCUUCCCAGUGGAAAUACCCGAGGAUUUAAACGAAGAAUAUUCCACGGUUGAUCAUGCAUCCUUGAGGUUUCUUUUAACGGGAGAUCACCGAGGUAGUAGUAACAAUGACAACUAUCUGGAAAUUGUCGUUUAUCUACGAAACGAACAAUUGGAUACCGAAACGAUAACGUCGUCGUCAUCAUCAUCAUCAUCAUCAUCAGCAUCAGCAUCAUCGUCAUUAUCAACUUUGUCGUCGUCGUCGUCGUCGCCGUCGUCAUCGUCAGGCUCAACAAGAAAAACAACAAGGAGUAGGAAACGAAGUCCACAAGUACGAAGAAAAAUUCGAUUGGACGAUCCGAGAGAUUCGAAAUGGUUAGAAUUUGAUGUUACGGAUUUAACGAUAAGUUCCUUCCUCGAUGAACCUAAGAUCCUCGAAUUCGAGAUAGAGUUUUUACAAAAUGGCAAACGGAAUCGUCGUAACAUUGAUCUACCUGUUUUAAAUCUUUUCACAACGUCGUAUGAGACUAUGAUUAAUAAUAAUAAUAAUUAUAAUAAUAAUAAUAAUAAUAAUAAUAAUAAUAAUAAUAAUAAUAAUAAUAAUAACAAUAAUAAUAAAGUUAAUAGAAGAAGGAAACGCGGUGCACCGGAGCAAUUGUUAUCGCUUCACAAGGGCCGAAGGACCGAGUGUCGGGGUGACAACAAAAAAUGUUGUAGACACGAAAUGACUGUUAUAUUCAAGGAUUUAAAGGGUUUCGAAUUUAUCGUACAGCCGAAAACAUUCGACGCGGGUUAUUGUAAGGGCCGUUGUCCACCAAGAUACAAUCCUGCCCAUCACCAUGCCCUAUUACAAAGCCUGAUAUGGAAGGAAGACAGAAGGAAAGCACCGAGACCUUGUUGUGCACCAAGCAAACUCGCCGAACUCGAGAUUCUUUAUUUCGACGAGAACGACUCUACCAGUUUGAAGGUCUCCAAUUGGAAGAACAUGCGUGUAUUGGAGUGUGCUUGCUCGUAGAAAGGGAGAAAGGGACCUUCGAAAGAGAGAAAGAGAGACAGAGACAGAGAGAGACAGAGAGAGAGAGAGAGAGAGAGAUGGUCUUGAACCAAUCCAGGAGUCGUUUAGGACUCACCAAAGAAUCGUCCGAAUAACGUGGUUUGUCUGUCAGGUGGUUUUUUUUUUGUUUAACCCUUUCCUCAACCCCCCACCAACCCUAUUUCGUUUUACUUUAUCUUUUUUUUUUUUUAAUCUUUAUUUGUCUAUUUUGUUCAAUUUCUCUUUGUUUUUUUUUUUUUUAAUCUUUAUCUAUUCAUUUUUUUUUUUUUUAAUCUAUUCAUCCUUUUUUACUUCCUUUCGUUAACGCAAUCUCUUAUCUAUUUUUAUUAAAAAAAAAAAAAAAAAAACUAAAAAAAAAUCACUAAUAGGAUAUAUACUUCCUUGUCGAUCUUCCUUUCGUUCGAUAUUAUUAUAAGAGAUAUAAAUACGUAAGAGAUAAGAUUAGAAAAUUAGGGAUCUAAUUUCUGCUGGGGAAGGGAGGAAAGAAAAAGAAACCACCUAAAAAGAAAUCCAGAAGAAGACCCCCUUUUGACUCCCUCUCGGUAAUAGCGGGUCUCACAUUGACUGUGAUACUAAGAUAUCUGCUUGUCAUUGUUCAUUAUAGUUGUUACUAUUAGUUGUAUUUUUUUAAUUAUAAGGAUUCUUUUUAAUCGUUAACUAACCUGAUCGAGAUAUUGUCGAGUUUGUUUGUUUGUUUGUUUCUUUUUCUUUAUUUUUUUAUUUUUAUUAUUUUUUUUUAUUUCUCUUCUAUCUAUAUAUCUAUCUAUC